CAAAAGAAAGGGAAGAAGAAAAAGACCAAGAAGAAGAAGAACUCCGCACAUUUACUGAGCUAACUACUCCUGUCCUUUUUGGAUUUUUUUUUUAAAAAAUGAGAAGAAAAUGUAUUUUCGGAUGCCCAGGAGACUACCCUCUUUUUAAGCUUCCCAAGGAUGAGACGGUUCUUAAGCAAUGGCUGGACUUCAUCAUUCAAAAUAACACUCCGACGAAAAAAAAUUGGCACAUCUGUGCGAGGCACUUUACCGACGACAGCUUUCUAAACAAAAGGGAAUUUGACAGUGGACUAAUAACAAGAUUAUCACUAAAAGACGACGCAAUUCCAACGCUCAGAAGAGCCCAGGCGCCGUUGGCGUCUGCGCAGGGACUACCUCAGAUUAAACAAACUCGUCCGCCUGGUGCCACAAACUCGGCAUUGGAACACACUGAAUGUUUCCUUAGUACAAGAUCGGUGUCUACACAGUUGUCAGCUGGAACGUUGAGGUUACAACACUACCGGAGUAAAGGUGUACAAGCUACUGUUCACACUGCAAGCAGAGGCACUGACGCUGAUCAGUCUUUACCGCACUUCCUGUCAACACCGGUAAAAUCUGCACUUGGCGCACAAUCAAAACGACCUCGCCUGGAAGUUGGGAAGGAAGAGGAUGAUGACUUCAGGAUCUCCAGUCCUGUAUCUCAGGAUUCAAACUAUUACCCAGGAGAUACAGUCACAAACUUCUCUGACCUGAUUGACAUGGAGUCUCCGUCUGAGUUAGAAGAUGCAGAAUACAUUGUGUCUGAAAGCGCUCUUAGGGAAAUUUUUGAGAACUGCCCUGUGUGCGAGAGACACUGCAUAGUACAUCUGCGCAGAUGUGGAACAGUUGUUGCUUUCAAGCAGGACUGUCCACAUUGUUUUUUCACUCGGAAAUGGCAGAGCCAGCCAACGUUGGAGGAAAUUACCACAGAGUAGUCUGGAGGUCUCAGCGGCAGUGUAUUUCAACGGGGCGGGGAGAAUCAUAUUCAACAUUUGAAAGGAUUUGCGACACCGUAAGCUUUGCGGUGCACCGCUGUGAUACGCUUCGGAGGCAGAGGAUGAUGGGACGUCGAGAUUUAAUCCAGCUUUGCUUGGAAGCCAACAUGGCUUCCGCAGGAUCAACAAGCCGAAAUCUGUCUCCAAGGAUUUACCAGCACCAACUCACAAAACUAAGAUAUGUCAGAAAUCCGAAACAUCUGUAAUUAUAAGAAAUUGUAAAUAUUAUUAAGGAUUGUAAUAAAUGUUUGUACAUUUUAAAA
Molecule: messenger RNA, 1276 nt
Organism: Xiphophorus hellerii (green swordtail)
Lineage: Eukaryota; Metazoa; Chordata; Actinopteri; Cyprinodontiformes; Poeciliidae
Exons: 5
Coding region: 99-953 (284 amino acids)
Molecular function (GO): sequence-specific DNA binding
Source: RefSeq, a predicted model, not a curated record